Messenger RNA from Anopheles coustani, 840 nucleotides. RefSeq lists its product as uncharacterized. The transcript is spliced from 2 exons. NCBI's taxonomy places the organism in Eukaryota, Metazoa, Arthropoda, Insecta, Diptera, Culicidae. The record is from RefSeq and is a predicted model, not a curated record. Gene Ontology annotation, molecular function: blue light photoreceptor activity; FAD binding. Bases 1 to 840 code for a protein of 279 amino acids.
AUGUCCACACCAUCGACGGGCCGGACGCCGGACAAGAAGAAGAAACCGCUGCCGUACUUCAUGCAGAAGUCGGAAGACUGCGCGAUGCCCUCGUUCCAGAACCGGCGCACGCUGGCGGAUCAUGUGAAGGACAAUAUGCUCUGUGCCGGACGGAAGAGCUACUUCCAGCGGAUCGUCUACGUCGGCCGGCACCCAAAGGUAACCGGGAUGACGUUGCGUGACCGCUUCCUGAAGCUGAUCAAGGAGAUACAGGAGCACACGACGAACGAGAUCAAACUGUUCGGGUUGAUGAUUAACUUCGAUGGCUACACGGUGCACAUGAUAGAGAGCGCCGAGGACACGAUCGGCGAGUACAUGCAGCACCUGGCGGCGAGUGACCUGUUUGAGGCGAGCCGCGUCGUCCUGGUGUAUAACAACAUUAACCAGCGCUUCUUCCGGAAACUGGUGUGGCGUGCGUCCGACUACCUCAACGAAUUGCCACGCACGGAGCUGGACCAGCAGGAUCCACGCCUGACACAGAACACGAUCAACGCGUUCCUGGUGAAGGUGUACCGACUGUGCAAGAUGGUCCGCGAGGAAGAGCUCGACGAGCGAUCUGCCUUCAAGUCGCUAUAUCUGGACGAAAACUACGAAGAGCACACGCCAGAUAUCACCGUGCUCGAAUACCUGCUCGGACUGGACUGCCUUUUCACGGUGCCCGAGUACGCGGCGUUCUACGGGAAGCUGCCGGAUGUUACAAGCUUCCGGGAUCGCAUCUGGCCCAUUCCCAAAGACCUCACACCGUACGAUGUGUUCGAGGCUGGAAAGUACGACGUCAAUUUAACCUUCGGCGGGAACUAA